AUGUCAGAUUCCAACACAACUGACUUCACCAACCCCUCCGCCUUCAUCCUGCUGGGCAUUCCAGGCCUGGAAGCCGCCCAUGUCUGGAUCUCCAUCCCCUUCUGUGCCAUGUACGCCAUAGCCAUCUUGGGGAACUUCACCAUCCUGUUCAUUGUAAAGAGGGAGCCGAGUCUCCAUAGGCCCAUGUACUAUUUCCUCUGCAUGCUGGCCAUUGGCGACCUGGUCCUGUCCACGUCCAUCCUGCCCAAAACACUGAGCAUCUUCUGGUUCAAUUCCAGGGAGAUCGAUUUCAGUGCCUGCAUCACCCAGAUGUACUUAAUUCACUGCAUCUCUGCGAUACAGUCUGGGAUCUUCGUGGCCAUGGCUUUGGAUCGCUACGUGGCCAUCUGUGACCCCCUGAGACAUUCCACCAUCCUGACAAACCCCGUGGUGGCCAAGAUUGGCCUGGCCGUGGUGCUGCGCGGAGGGAUGCUCUCACUGCCCUAUCCCUUCCUGGCGAGGCGGUGGCCAUAUUGUAGAACCAACAUCAUCCCCCACUCGUACUGUGAGCACAUGGCCGUGGUGAAACUGGCCUGCGCCGACAUCCACAUCAGUAGUUACUAUGGCCUCUCUGUGGCAUUUUUGGUGAUGGGUCUGGAUGUGUUUUUUGUCGCUGUGUCCUACAUCCAGAUCCUUAUGGCCAUCUUCAGCCUCCCCACAAAGGACGCCCGGCUCAAGACAUUUGGGACCUGUAGCUCCCACCUCUGUGUCAUCUUAGUCUCUUACAUCCCAGCUCUUUUCUCCUUUCUCACACACCGUUUUGGCCACAAUGUGCCCCUGCAUUUCCACAUUCUCAUUGCCAACACGUACCUGCUUGUGCCCCCCAUGCUAAACCCCAUCAUCUAUGGGGUGAGGACCAAACAGAUCCGGGGCAGGCUGCUCCGGCUACUUAGUCAUAAAGGGACGUAA
Molecule: messenger RNA, 948 nt
Organism: Mauremys mutica (yellowpond turtle)
Lineage: Eukaryota; Metazoa; Chordata; Testudines; Geoemydidae
Product: olfactory receptor 52N2-like
Exons: 1
Coding region: 1-948 (315 amino acids)
Biological process (GO): G protein-coupled receptor signaling pathway
Cellular component (GO): membrane
Molecular function (GO): G protein-coupled receptor activity; olfactory receptor activity
Source: RefSeq, a predicted model, not a curated record